Molecule: messenger RNA, 2082 nt
Organism: Patiria miniata (bat star)
Lineage: Eukaryota; Metazoa; Echinodermata; Asteroidea; Valvatida; Asterinidae
Product: josephin-2-like
Exons: 4
Coding region: 258-800 (180 amino acids)
Biological process (GO): protein deubiquitination
Molecular function (GO): cysteine-type deubiquitinase activity
Source: RefSeq, a predicted model, not a curated record
CAGCGCCCUCAGCGUUCUAAUUUAGACAGGAGGGCAAAGAUGGCCACCAGCAAGUUUCGGUUCCACUUCCAUUUCAUUCCGUCAUUGAUAUAAAAAAGAAAAUUGGGGACAAUUUCUCAUUCUCAAAGGUUGCAGCUGAACGCGUUUUUCCCCCAGAUUUGUCUUUUGCUUACUACAAGAUUAGCUGCCCCAUUUGGCAACACAGCCCCCUUCUCAUGCUAAUAGGCAGCAGGGGCCUGUGAGAUAUCCUGCCCAUCAUGUCGGUGUACCAUGAACGUCAGAAGUGGGAGUUGUGCGCCUUACACGCCCUCAAUAACGUGUUUCAGGACAGCCAGGCCUUCAGCAAGCAAGUCCUGGAUGAGUUGUGUCAAAAUCUCUCCCCCGGUACGGUCUUGAAUCCGCACAAGAGCAUGCUGGGAUUGGGCAAUUACGACGUCAACGUCAUCAUGGCCGCUCUGCAGCACAAGGACUGCGAGGCUGUGUGGUGGGAUAAACGAAGGUGUCUGGAGGCGCUCCGAUUGGAAGUUCUGAUCGGCUUCAUCGUCAACAUUCCCUCACCCAUGCAGCUGGGCUUCGUCAGCGUUCCCCUCCGCCGCAAACACUGGAUCGCCGUCCGGCAGAUCGAGGGCACCUACUACAACCUGGACUCCAAACUGAGCAAGCCCGCCAAGAUCGGGGACUCCUCAAAGCUACGGGGUUUCCUCGAGGCGGAGCUGAGACGCAAAGGAUGCGAGCUGUUGCUCGUGGUGACCAAGGAGGUAGCGGAGGCCAAAACGUGGCUGCGCGACGAGGCCAGUUAGUGGUACGACGCAGUGGGAUGUUCCAGCCCAAGCAUCUCCAAAAAGUACUCGGAAGUCGGAGAGUACUGAAAAAUCAACCUUCAUCCUUUCUUUUCUGUUUUCUAGUGAUGCAGAUGUUUAUAUUUUGUGUCAGUAAGUUGUGGAGAACUUAGCUGGAAAACGUGGCUGCGAGUUGAGGCUAGUUGGUGGUACGACGCAGUGGGAUGCGUCUGUCCCAGCACCUCUGAAACACGCUAGGAGAGUCCCGGAAAAAAACAACAUUCGGUUUUUUUUUUCUGUUUACUUGUGAUGCAGAUGUUUAUCUUUGAUGUCAGUAUAUAGUUGUGGAGAACUUUGCUGAGAAACGUGACUGCGUGUCGAGGCUAGAUGUUGAUACGUCCCAAUGGGAUGUGUUAGUCCCGGCAUCUCCGAAACACGCUAGGAGAGUCCUGAAAAACCAACAUUCGUCCCUACUUUUCUGUUCACUUGUGAUGCAGAUGUUUAUCUUUGAUGUCAGUAUAUAGUUGUGGAAUGUUUUGCUGAAAAACGUGGCUGCGUGACGAGGCUAGUUGUUGAUACAUCACAACGGAAUGUGUUAGUCUCGGAAAAUGUGCGGAGAUCCUAAAAAAAAUUUAAAAAAAGGUAUCCAUUCUGUAAAGGCACAUAGGAACAUUUGCAAUUUCCCGAAAGCGUACCUAACAACCAAACAGGGAAAUCAUUGCUCAAAGUGAAGAUAGGACUAGUACUAAAUACCCUGUGAAAUUAUUCUGCCUAAAAUGGUAUGGUUUUGAAGAAAACAAUCAUUAAGGUGGUUAGUAAGGAAAUCUGUCAUAGGGCACAGGUUUUUUUUUACUUGCGUUAGCAAUGGAAUCCAGUUUAUAGCCUAUGAGACCCUGCAAAUUGAGCAUAUAUGUUCUCUGUUUUCUCAAAAGGUAUAGUAUCCACUGAGCUGAAACUUCAACAAGUUGGUUGGUAUGCACCCUUCUUAAGAUUUUGAGCAAUUUUGUUGCUUCAAACGAAGAAGAAAAAUGCAGAAAAAGCAAAUGAUCCUAUGUGCCUUUAUUGCAAGUCAUUGUUGAGACUCUAAUCUUUUGUCGUACGUUGUGGAGAACUUUACCGAUACUGAUUUUGAUGCAACACAAGCGAAUAGGUUUCAACAUACAUGCAGAGAGUUAAGAGAAACCAAAUACAUAAACGUGUACAUGUACUUAACCAUUCUUUUCCAUUUUCCAGUUACAUGUUUGUGCACGUAGGUCACUGUAAAGUUUGAAUGUUUUUUGGCGGUAAGUUGUCUAGAACUUUU